Triplophysa dalaica is the source of this 4238-nucleotide messenger RNA. Its product is annotated as neuronal-specific septin-3. Lineage: Eukaryota; Metazoa; Chordata; Actinopteri; Cypriniformes; Nemacheilidae. Gene Ontology annotation, biological process: cytoskeleton-dependent cytokinesis. The coding region runs from base 11 to 3058 and encodes 1015 amino acids. Gene Ontology annotation, cellular component: septin complex; presynaptic cytoskeleton; neuron projection. The transcript is spliced from 11 exons. Gene Ontology annotation, molecular function: GTP binding; molecular adaptor activity; GTPase activity. The record is from RefSeq and is a predicted model, not a curated record.
UUAUGCUGCAAUGAACCCAAAGGAGUCAGAUCCUUCUGAACACGUUUCACCUGCAGGAUCCGCCACUCCAACAAGACUUUCCUUCGACACACCUUCUCUUUCCUCAACAGGAUCAUUGCCAAGUCUUAGCCCUUCUUCUCCACCUCGUAUUUUACUGGUUCCUAUAUCCACCUCGCCGUCUCGCCUCAGUCCAACCUCUCAUUUCGUUUCAUCUUAUUCUCCCCUUCGCUUGUCUCCUUGUCCAACACCUGACCUACCUCCAUCACCCAAUCGUCUGUCACCCUGUCAUCAGCCUCUUUCUUCAUCUGUCGUCUUUAAAAAGCCCAUCCAGAUUCCUUCUUUCAGUCAAACUGGGAAAACCCUGGAACACCAGAAGGAGAUUCAAACUUCUCCACCUUGCAUCAUCAAUACUGUGGACACGUCUCUGAAUGUUCCACAUCCGAAUUCAGACAAAAUCAUUUCUCACAUGGAGCCAACCAAAAACGAAAGUUCAACUGCAUCAGUUUACAAAAACGAACCGUUGCAUUCCCUUGAUAUGCAUGAUAAACAAUGGUCCGAAAGUAAAAUAUCUCAAUUCAAACCCAUUUCGUCCCCUGAGAGAAGUGCCAGAUCAAUCCCCAUAACCAACACGAGAAAUCACAACAAGCAAACUGGCCAAAAACCAGAUCAACUGUUCAGACAUCAACACCAGGACGCACUUAAUAACCUGAAUCCAAACAUCACUGGAGGUACCAAGUCUACAAAGUUUGAAAGCUCAAUCCCUCAAAUGUUAAAACAUGUUGAAAAAAGAAGACCACAGACCUCAGAGAGCUUCCAAAAGAAGCGUCCGGACCCCACUCUCGUUCGGAUCCGGCUCGGCUUGAUUAAAACAGGGAGAAUUGUAAACACGAGCGCCCAGAUCUCUCAUCUUGAGAAGAAGACAAGCAGGGAAGAGAACAAACCAAAAAUUCAACGUCCAUCUACAGUGGAGAGGCUCCCACUCCCUGUUUAUUCAAAGAUGAGAUCCAACUUGAUGUGUCAGAGUGGCGUAAGACAUCAACUCCACAAGAAAAAACUACUGCAAGCUUCGAUGGAUGCAAAGAGUCAACCCUCAAAACAACUGAAACCUACAAAUUCAUCCCCAAACCAAGAUUCUCUAGUGAUUCCUUCCAUUUCACCAAUGAGACAAAACUCUUGUCAAUCAAGCAGUAUUGACAACCUAACGUCCAAGUCUAAACUCACAGGAUUACAUUCAGACACUUCCAUCACUUCAUCAAGUUUUACAUCAGGUCAGUGCGGCCGGAUAAGCUGCUUCCAGUUCCCUUUGAAGAGCCACAGAUCAUCCAUCGAAUGCGAUCAAAUGAGCCGAAUCUGUAGACCUGUGAUCAAAAGAACAUCUGAGGCGUCUUACAGUAGACCAUCAUACCUUAAAUCUCCUCAAGCAUGGAGAAAAGUUUCAUCUGCCGCCAACCAAACCGUAGGGGGUAAUGAAAGGGAGCUGAGCAACUCAUCCCAAAAUAGAUGCAACCUUACAGAUUCAGAUUCUUCCAAAUCUUCUUCGAGCGAGGCAACCUUGCAAGACAAUUAUAGAUGCUCACGAAUACACAGAGGUUCACGCUUACACAAAAAGCGUUUUGCUGGUUGUCGGAUUAAAUAUGUUGGGGAAGAAAAACGGCAGCCAGCUGUUCAGCUGGACUCCCAUGAACUGCUAGGUACAUCUACAGAGGUCCCAAACACACACUCCGACUCUGAAAUGAAUGAAUGGAUUUCCCAGAAUCCAAAAUCCUUAUGUAACACAGACAACAUCAAGAGUAAAGUAUCUGAACAGACGCUUCAACAGCACAACGCUGCAGAUUGUGAGAGAUUUCCAGGAAUACACUCUGUGCGGGUAAGAGAGCAAGAAGACCACCUGUCAUUACCGCCAUCUGUAGUCGUAGAAAUGAGGAGAGGAUCUGAGGCGGAAUCCGGUCCUGGAGGUUGUGUGUCUGCAGACAUGUCAGAAAUCGUUCCCCCUGAAGUGAGACCCAAGCCUGCCGUCCCAGCGAAGCCACCUCAUGUGGCCCCACCUUCCGGCGUUCCCUUUCUGCCUUCACCCCAAGGAACGGGGUGUGAGGGUCAAGGGUCAGGUCGAGGUUCCGCGUUGCUCGGAUACAUCGGUAUAGACACCAUCAUUGAGCAGAUGCGCAAGAAAACAAUGAAGACGGGCUUCGACUUCAACAUCAUGGUGGUUGGUCAGAGCGGUCUAGGUAAAUCCACUCUAGUGAACACUCUGUUUAAGUCACAAGUUAGCAGGAGGAGCUCGAGCUGGAGUCGUGAUGAGAAGAUUCCAAAGACUGUUGAGAUAAAGUGUGUGUCUCACGUGAUUGAGGAAGGUGGAGUGAAGAUGAAGUUAACUGUUGUUGACACGCCAGGUUUUGGGGACCAGAUCAACAAUGAUAACUGCUGGGAGCCCAUAUCCAAAUACAUCAAUGAACAAUACGAGAAGUUUUUGAAGGAAGAAGUCAACAUUGCUCGCAAAAAACGCAUCCCAGACACCAGAGUUCACUGCUGCCUGUACUUCAUAUCUGCAACUGGACACUCGCUUCGCCAGCUGGAUAUUGAGUUCAUGAAAAAUCUGAGUCGUGUGGUCAACCUCAUUCCUGUCAUCGCAAAAUCAGACACGCUUACUCCUGAAGAGAAGACUGAAUUCAAACAGAGGGUGAGGAAAGAACUGGAGGUCUGUGGGAUCGAGUGUUAUCCACAGAAAGAGUUUGAUGAAGACAUGGAAGAUAAGAGUGAUAAUGAUAAGAUCAGGGAGGCCAUGCCCUUUGCCGUGGUGGGAAGUGACAAAGAAUACCAGUUCAACGGGAAACGGGUUUUGGGGAGGAAGACGGCGUGGGGAAUGGUGGAGGUUGAAAACCCAAACCACUGCGAAUUCUCCUUACUUCGUGAUUUCAUGAUCAGGUCUCACCUCCAGGACCUAAAGGAAGUCACUCAUAACAUCCACUACGAGACGUACCGAGCCAAGAGGCUAAACGAUAACGGAGGUCUGCAUCCCAUCUCCUCUUCCGGCAACGACACGCAAGAGAGCAACCUGUGAGGAGAAAGCAAGAAAUAGAAGUUUCACCUUGUAAUAAUUCAGCUGUGCAUGCUAUGAAGAUUUCAUUGCUGUGGAGGUUUUGUCCUCAUACUCCUUUUAACUCCCUGUGGAAUCUAUCCGCACCUGUGGUUGCACAACCCUGGAAAUUUAGAAAAAGCCUUCCCCAGUUGUUCAGCUCAGUUAGUGAGCGAGAUUGCUCGUGAUAAUCUUUGCGCAGGUCUCACGUGUAGAUGAACGGUCCUGCCUAUUUUCACAACUCUUUUCUAAAAUGUGUUGGUCAGGACCUCUGUCACACGCUUUGCUCAGUUUAGACGUAGUUUUGUGGGUCAGCACGUGGAGGAUCGCACUGCCACUGCAGUCUGCAGCUUACUCUAUGGGCCUUAUUUAUUAAAACAUUUAGCACAUUGCAGGAAAGCACACAUCUUCUCAAGUGUUAAAAUAAGUGUUAAACGUUUUCAUAUCUUUGGCCCUGUGAGGGUACAGCAGCGUUUCUUUACAUAUUCUAGAUUCUCUAUUUUCUUUACUCUUGCUGCGUAAAUCUGCCAAAGCAAGUCUCAGAGGACUCUGAAAUGACCGAUAAAGGACAGCGUAUUCCUACGGAUCAUUCAAAACAGGUACAACAGUGCGUGCCACGAUUGACAGCGGCUAAUGUGAUUUCAUAGCUUCACGUAAGUGGCCAAAUAAAAUUCAGGACGAAACUGAAAGCACACCGAUUAAAAUGAUCUGUGCCUUUCGAAUAUUUGUGGCUUUGAGGUUUCCGGCACAUUCUGUACGGAAACCCCGUGUAUAUGUGUAUGUAUGCGUGAAUGAGUACAAAAGUUGCAUUCGUUCCUCAGUCUGCCUGUUGUUUUUUUCUAACCCCCUUAACUUAGCAUCACCAGUGUGUUUUUCACGCGUGCCAAUAUUUCCACCUGUGUGUAUUUACUUCUACGUUCCAUAGCAUCUCCUACGUGAUCUCUGCACAUAUUGAUACAUUAUCAAUGUAGAAACUUACAUCUGCACAUACAUGUUAACAGUGACCUUAAAUCAGUUCGCCACUCAUCUUUGCCAUAUCAAGUUUUAUUAAUGAUGGUGUGAAAUAACAAACCAUCUAUGAACAAAAGAAUAACGAAACCUUAUUUAUAUUGUAUUUAUGUUUUAUUUAUUGCAAUACUUGUUUUAAUUUAAUAAACCUGUUUAC